This is a messenger RNA of Arabidopsis thaliana (thale cress), 2258 nucleotides long. RefSeq names its product GTP-binding family protein. Bases 109 to 2100 code for a protein of 663 amino acids. The record is from RefSeq and is marked reviewed. NCBI's taxonomy places the organism in Eukaryota, Viridiplantae, Streptophyta, Magnoliopsida, Brassicales, Brassicaceae. The transcript has 12 exons. Gene Ontology annotation, molecular function: GTP binding.
GUUCCGGAUCCAUCAAACGAUAAAAGAGUUAAAAACCCAGAAGAUAAGUGUGAUAAACCUCUCUGGCAAUUUCUUCUUCUUCUUCUCUUUUUCUUUGCUCUGCCAAAAAUGGCGAGUCUACUCGAUUCGUUGACAACCAGAGGGUUCUUCACCAUGCCCUCAAUUUCUAGGAUUUAUUCUCCUCUAGCUUCUUCAACUUCAUUGACUUCUUCACCAUCUUCCUCUUCUUCGAUUAUCCCAUCCUUGUCAGUUCUCUCUUACACUCACCAACACCCGCAUUCCUCUCGCUUCCCUUUCCUUGUUGCAGCAACUCUGGAUGGUUCCUCUGCUGAGGAAGAGCUAGAUUUCGAGGAAUUCGACCAAUAUGCUGAAGAUAACUUCGCAGAUGAUUAUUCGGAUGACGAAGACGACUCCAUCGAUAUCUCCGUUCUUGAGAAAGAAGCGAGAGAUAUCGUGAGAGAUUAUGCUACCACUCUGUCUCGCGAGCUCAAAAUCGAGGAUGAGACCAUUGAGGGGAAGGAAACUCGUAGAAAAGGGAAAAGGCUAGCCAAAAAUACACAGCAGAUACCAGAGCAUCUUCUCCAAAGAGUUGCUAUAGUUGGAAGGCCUAAUGUCGGAAAAUCAGCAUUGUUCAACCGCCUUGUUGGGGAGAAUAGAGCUAUUGUAGUGGAUGAACCUGGAGUUACUAGGGAUCGAUUGUAUGGUAGAUCAUAUUGGGGUGAUCAAGAGUUUGUGGUGGUAGACACCGGAGGAGUUAUGACUGUUUCAAAGUCACCAUCUGGUGUCAUGGAAGAGCUGAAUGUGUCAACCACCAUUGGCAUGGAAGGUAUUCCACUAAGCUCUAGGGAAGCAGCUAUUGCAAGGAUGCCUUCCAUGAUUGAGAAACAAGCUACAGCAGCUGUCGACGAAUCAGCUGUUAUUAUUUUCGUUGUCGAUGGCCAGGCAGGGCCAUCAGGUGCUGAUGUGGAAAUUGCAGACUGGUUGCGGAAGUACUACUCACAUAAGUAUAUCAUUCUCGCGGUGAACAAGUGUGAAUCGCCACGUAAAGGACUCAUGCAGGCUUCGGAAUUUUGGUCUCUAGGGUUCACACCUAUCCCUAUCUCUGCAUUGUCGGGAACUGGAACAGGAGAGCUGCUUGAUCUUGUUUGUUCUGGCCUAAUUAAACUCGAGAUCAUGGAGAACAUUGAAGAGGAGGAAGAAGAAAACUACAUUCCUGCCAUUGCAAUUAUUGGUCGGCCAAAUGUUGGCAAAAGUAGCAUUUUAAAUGCACUUGUCCGAGAGGAUAGAACAAUUGUUAGCCCUGUUAGUGGCACUACCCGUGAUGCUAUAGAUGCAGAAUUUACCGGACCAGAUGGGGAGAAGUUUCGGCUUAUAGAUACAGCUGGGAUCAGGAAAAAGUCAUCUGUGGCUUCAUCAGGCAGCACUACAGAGGCCAUGUCAGUGAAUCGUGCAUUUCGAGCAAUUCGUCGUUCUGAUGUUGUUGCCCUUGUCAUUGAAGCUAUGGCAUGCAUAACAGAGCAGGAUCUGAAGAUUGCAGAAAGAAUAGAAAGAGAAGGGAAAGGAUGUCUGGUUGUUGUAAACAAAUGGGAUACAAUACCGAACAAAAACCAAGAGACUGCAGCACAUUACGAGGACGAUGUUCGGGAGAAGCUCCGUUCCCUCAAAUGGGCACCUAUUGUUUAUUCAACCGCAAUAACUGGCCAUAGCGUUGACAAUAUUGUGGUUGCUGCUGCUACGGUUCAAAAGGAGAGAUCAAGAAGACUUAGUACGGCUAUAUUGAACCAAGUGAUAAGAGAAGCAGUUGCAUUUAAAUCCCCUCCAAGGACCCGUGGAGGCAAGCGAGGUCGCGUUUACUAUUGCACCCAGGCAGCAAUAAGGCCACCGACGUUUGUUUUCUUUGUAAACGACGCAAAGCUGUUUUCGGAUACGUACAGAAGGUAUAUGGAGAAACAGCUACGCACUGAUGCAGGCUUUGCUGGGACUCCAAUUCGGCUUCUUUGGCGUAGCCGUAAAAGAUCUGACAAAAAUGGAGGAGGUGGAGGAACAAUGAGAAUGGCAGGCCUUACACGUCAGAGAAAUCUUGCAACCAAAAGAACAUAAUAACCGACGAUGUAAUUUUGUUGUAUUGAAAAAUAAUUACUAUCAAUAUAUAUAUACAAUUCAAUCCUAGCUAGUCUCCAUUGCAACCUACUCUGUUUGUUUUUCGUUUUGAGCUUUGAAGUGAAAUUGCAGGAAUAGUAAACUCUAAUAAGUCUUCC